AGGGAGAGGGGGAACGCGGAUCUCGCCCGCCCGCGCGCCCGCCGGCCGGCCGUCCCCCCUCCGCCAUGUCCGCCGACGGCCCCGGCGCGGUCCGCCGGGCCCUUGACAGGGCGAGCGCGAGCCUCCGCAGCGGCCGCCGCGCGCUGGCCCGCUUCGCGCCCCGCCCCUCGGCCUUCUCCGCGGCCCCCGACGCCGAGGCGGCGGCGGUCCGCUCCGUGCGCAACCUCCGCACCUUCCGCGCCCACUACGCCGUGAUCCAGUGGGCGCUGCUGCUGGCCUCCCUCGCGCCCCGCCACCGCGCCUCCAUGCUCUUCCUCAUGGCCGCCUCCAAGGGCCUGCUCCUCUACGGGGCCCUCCUCCGCGCCUUCCCCGCCUCCGCGCUCCUCCGCCGCCUCCUCGACCGCCGCCUCGUCGCCGCCGUCUUCGUCGCCCUCGUCCUCGCCGACCUCGCCGCCGCCGGGGCGCUGCCCAACCUCCUCUUCGCGCUCGCCGCAGGCGCCCCCGUCGUCCUCCUCCACGCCGCGUUCCGCGUCCGCGACGACCUCGAGCCCGGGGCCGCCGCCUCCGCCGACAACGGCGCCGGGGGGGAGGAGGAGGAGGCCACGGGUGUCGUGGUGGAGAAGAAGGAGGACGGCGACAUGGAGACCGGGCCGACGCGCCGCUCCGCCACGGCCGCCGCCAAGUCCUAGGCUGCCAAGAUCUCGCCGCCCAUAUACCACAACUACACCUUAGAAAGACAGACAGAGUGCUGGUAUUCCUUGAUCAAAUUCCAUUCUUUUUGGAGAGAUUUGGAGGCUCACUACUACUACUACCUACUAGGAUGCAUCAGAAUGAAUCAGAAUUCGUUGUCUCUUAUCUUAAUCAUGGCUAGCAUUAGGAUUUCCCCCCUGUUCCUUGUGUAUACACAGAAGAUUUACUCCUGCUACUCCUACUGCAACAUUGUUGUUACUCCGUAGGCAAACUAGCAACUAACAAGAGAAUCAACUGGGUCUGUUAUGAUCCUUCUUUCCCACAGUAUAUGUAAUCCUGAUUGUCGCCGCAACCAGAGAUGCCUGCAUUGCAUUGCGCUGCAUUCGUUUGUAAGGCAGAUCCGAGCUAGCGCUUAGCCCCUCUGAUAAUGAUUAUUAUCAGUACCAGUACCAUUCUUUUCCCUCACUCCAUUUGCUGUUACCAGCAGUACUGUUUUGUGAAAUAGAGGAGUGCAGAUUCCAGUCUACUCCAUCCAUGUAUAAGCUAAUAUAAGACGUUUUAGAUCAUACAGAGUAUCUGCAUUCCGCAUUGCUGUGGUGGAAGAGUUUUUGCUGGCCCCUGUGGAUGAAAUGGGGUGUUUGGAACUUUGGAAACGGACAGCGAAAAAUGUAGGGCAUGGACAGAAUCAAGUCAAGAACAAGUUGGGGAUGUUUCACCAUUAUAAGAAGGAAAGUAGACACAAGUUGGGGAGGGAGGGAGGUUAAGAGUCAAGAAGACAAGGAACCCAGCCUAACAUGUUGGAGAAGAAACAUAGUGAAACUGAUAAAGCUGAAAUGGAGGAGAAUUAAUUCGCUGGACGGCACCGCAACCCUAGAGGCGAAGAAAGAAAGGGUUGAGACCUUCACCAGGUGUUGCCUCUGCCGUUGGUACCUGGUCCAGCUUGAGCUAAAAUACUAAUGGCAUGUGCUUGUGUGUGGUGUUUGUUGGAAGCAGGAAAAGGAAAGAAGAAGCAUGUGAGUGUGAUGUGCCAGUACCAAACAACUCCCAAGUGCAAUCAGCUGUCCAUUUAGUUGUGUCUGGUUAAUUCCCAGUAGUGCUUUUCUUUCUCCAUUCUUGUGCUACUACCUACUAGCCUUUGGUUGGUUGGUUGGUUGGUUGGGCUGUUGGUGUCAUGGCUGCUGCUGCUGCUGUUAACUGUCAAGCCAAGCUAGCCUGCUAAAGAUAAAGGGAGAAACCCAAAGCAAAAGCAAAUCAAGGAAGCAGACAAGCAACAGUUCCAUUCCUUAGGGGAAAACAAAUUCAGCAAUGUCGGCGAUUAUACUCCCUCCGGCCCACAAUGUAAAACAUUAGUGUAGUUGUGAGUCCGCCUCCUGACCAUUUCUCGGCAGUACCUGUGGCCGAUGUUGCGACUGUGGAUGAUAUGAUAGUUGUUUCUGAUGUGAUUGUGGUGGCGGUGGUUUGAUGCAGGGAAGAUGAUUCAGCCGUCGACCUCUCUCCUUGUGCAACCAUGCCAUGACUAUGCACGUACGAUGCGCUACCUGCACCUGUCACGGUUGUAUCGCUGGAAGUCGCCGUGUCAGGUAACAGUGGAGCCCUUAACGGAUCUGCAACAGGUUCAGUUGUUCUGCUCAAGUAAGCCCUCAAACUACACUAACAAAGAUGUCUAUAUAUAUAUUUAUUUUUUUCAACUCGGCCAAGAGAACAUUUAUAGGCUACAUAGCAGCAGCAGCCUGGUUUGGGCUAUCCCUAUCUCUUGGCUGGAAACAAGACAGAAGCCAAGUUAUGCAAUUUUCAGUCCGAGGCAUGUCCCCUGAGGCAGGAGGAAGCAGAACAUCAACUUGUUGCUCCCCUUGUCUCCUCCAAAUAGACGGAAUACGUUGAAACCACAUCCUGGUGGCAAGAAACAAUUUAGGCCGGCCCGAUUUGGUCGCAAAAGAAAUGUUCAAGCAACAACCGGGGAAGAAGCACGGGUAUAGUGAAAACUACAAUCACUCUGUGCUAAAGGUAAACUAGGAAGAUGUUAUCAAAACAAAAAGUGGCUCAUAUCAAUACCUGUUGGAAUGAAGAAGGAGAAGCAUGACAAACAUCUGAAUACCUCAGCAGCAGAUUCAUUGCAUUCAGAUAAAGCAGCAGAAAGCCCUACUUCCGUGUGCGCUCUUUUUGAUGGUUCAUCGGACAUUGCCCUUUCCGCUCUUUUCCUCCUCCUCAGGAUCACCCUUUGAGUUGUGCACGACGACUCGUUACAGGGCAAUAACAAGUCAUGCCUGCCAUGACUAUGCACAGAUGAUGUGCUAGCUGCAGCUGAUGGUUGGAGGUGACAGGAUAACGUAGCAACUGCUGGAAAGAGCUUUGUGAUUGUUUCGACAAAUCCUGUAUACACUACGCGCAGUACUUCCCUUUCACCCCUGUCAAGAGACUCGAUUGUAUCAUUGCAACUCCGUGCCUUAGAUAAUAGUGACAUCUUUGCUGAAUCUGCAAUGUGUUCAAUUAAUCACUUGUUGGUCUAGAUAGAGCAAUUGGCAUGGGUCUUGUCUAGAGCAAUGGUUCUAAUUUUCCUUCACAACGACAAGCAAAGAUUAUGGAAAAUAAUUACAAGCACUUGUUCUACAA
Messenger RNA from Triticum dicoccoides, 3300 nucleotides. Its product is annotated as PRA1 family protein B2-like. The transcript has a single exon. The record is from RefSeq and is a predicted model, not a curated record. Bases 66 to 689 code for a protein of 207 amino acids. NCBI's taxonomy places the organism in Eukaryota, Viridiplantae, Streptophyta, Magnoliopsida, Poales, Poaceae.